AUGUCGCCCACCAUGGAAAAGACAUCGCCAACAACUGACACAUCAUCCUCCAGCAACAAUGACGACCAUGCAGGCGAUAACAACAACGCCAAGCUGGCGCCAGAGAACAUCCAGCAGCAAGCACUGGCGGUGCUGAAUGACAGCCCUGAAUCACGCGCUCGUGAGCGCGCCUACAUGCGGAAGCUCGACUGUAUAAUAUUGCCAACUAUUUCAGCUCUAUACUUUUUCGAAUAUAUCGACCGGGGGAACAUUGCCAAUGCGAAGCUUUUGGGCAUCUCGGAAGGCCACGAUACCGCCAAAAAUGGUGUCGGCCCCGGUACCGAAAGCCUUAAUUCGACCCAAUGGCAAACAGUGGUUAUGAUUUUCUAUGUCGGCUUAGUGCUCUUUCAAGUUCCUGGUUGUUUGGGUUAUCGUGUUUUUCCUCCGUCCAAGACGGCCACAUUCAAUCUAGCUGGUCUUCUUGUUUGUCGGAUUAUGCUGGGUGUUUUUGAGGGGCUUUUUGGAACUGGUAUCGUUUAUUAUUUGAGUUUGUGGUAUCGACGCGAUGAGCUGGGGAUGCGAGUGUUUUGGUUUCUAGGGCCCACCGCCGUGGCUGGUGCAUUCGGCGGUCUCAUCUCGUACGGUGUUGGACACAUUAACUCUCACGUGCAAAAUUGGCAGCUCUUGUUCAUUAUCGAGGGCAUUCCGGGCUUCUUGCUCGGUGCAUUCUGUUUGUACUGGUUGCCUGACAGACCUUUGAAAAACUCGCGCUUUACAGAGGAACAGAGUGAGGUUGCUAUCGCACGGUACCGGCGCGAUGCGUAUGAUCGUGCAGGCAAGAUUCAGAAGAAGCACGUCAUUUGGACGUUGACAGAUUGGAAGCUAACGAACAUAGCGGCUAUUUACAUCCCAACUGCGGCGCUACUUUCGUCGAUUUCGGGCUUUUUGCCUACCCUUGUUCAGAAUCUUGGAUACAAAACUUCUGCCAGCGCUAACCUCAUGACCGUCCCUCCCUACGCAUGCGCUUUUGCUCUCAUGUACAUCACAUCCUACACGUCCGACCGUUUCCGUGACCGUGGUUGGCACAUCGUAACACUUUCGGUUGUCGCUGCGGUUGCGUAUGUCUGUCUAGCGACCCUAGGCGAGGACAAACUGCACGCGAAAUAUGGAAUGAUGUGCGUUGCCGUCGCCUGCGUCUACUCCACCUAUCCUCCUACCCACGCCUGGACAGCCAACAAUUUCGGUAAUGAAACUAAACGCGCCAUCGGAAUGGGUAUCUAUACUUCUAUCGGCAAUCUGGGAUCUAUUGCCGGCAGCUUCUUCUUCCCAUCCACUCAAGGUCCUCAAUUCAGACAGGGCCACUGGGUUUGCUUUGCGAUGAGUGUCGCAACAGCGUUCAUCUCUCUGGUAAAUCAUUUACUUCUUGCGAGGGCUAAUCGGAAGAGAGACGAGAAAUAUGGCAAACCCGAUAAGGAUAUAGUAAUUGAUGUUAGUGAGGAAGCAGACCGGAAUGUAAUGUUCCGAUUUAUUACCUAG
Molecule: messenger RNA, 1515 nt
Organism: Talaromyces proteolyticus
Lineage: Eukaryota; Fungi; Ascomycota; Eurotiomycetes; Eurotiales; Trichocomaceae
Product: major facilitator superfamily domain-containing protein
Exons: 8
Coding region: 1-1515 (504 amino acids)
Biological process (GO): transmembrane transport
Cellular component (GO): membrane
Molecular function (GO): transmembrane transporter activity
Source: RefSeq, a predicted model, not a curated record